Messenger RNA from Cylindrotheca closterium, 813 nucleotides. The record is from the annotation of a GenBank genome assembly. NCBI's taxonomy places the organism in Eukaryota, Bacillariophyta, Bacillariophyceae, Bacillariales, Bacillariaceae.
AUGAAGGAGAGCAUCAUCAACCCGCCGGGGAAGGACCCGAAUUCGAUCAUGACUGUAGCUGACCAAGGUCAGGGAGGUCUCGAGGAAAAAACCCGAUCAAAUUCGACCACUCAAUCGUCGAUUGCUCUGACAAAUGACAAUCCUGCCAUCACAACUCCCAAGCACGUCAGCAAGCGAAACCCUUCAAAAAUCGCCAAGGAUGGCGCAAUGAAAGGUCGCUCGCUCCUCCCAUCUGAAGUUGCCCAAGGUCAGGUUGACCUCACGGCCAAAGCUCGAUCGAACUUGACUACUCCUUUGUCGAUCGAUCUCACCAAGGAUAACCCUGAUCUCACGAAUACCAGAGCCAACGCAAGCAACCCCUUCCAAAACCGCCGAGGAUGGCGCAGUGCAAGGACGGCCGCUCGUUGCCUACAACAAGAACCUCAAGGUGUCGAGUUCCACGGCUCUACAAGAAGGCGUGGAGAAAGAGGUUUUGGAAAGCAGGCAUUUAUUACUUGGUCCUCUCGCACGGCGGAAUACUCUGGUCGGGCAAUCUCCAAAUGCCCUGGCUGGUGGGCCAAUGUCAACAUGGAUCCAUCUUCCGACGCCCAAACCUACGACGACAUCGCUGCGUUCAUCCUGACUGGCCUGAAGGCAUAUGACCCUUCACUCGGCGGUUCGAUGCCACAGCUUCGGUCCAGCAUGCAGAAUCUGUUCUCCCUUGGAGAUCUCGAAGACGCCGACAACGACGAAGGUUCCUGGGCUCUUCGCGAGUACUUUCUUCGUCUCGCAACACAGUGCCCCACGGUUGUGUUCGAUCUUGCAAUGGCCUAA